This is a messenger RNA of Bipolaris victoriae FI3, 216 nucleotides long. RefSeq lists its product as hypothetical. NCBI's taxonomy places the organism in Eukaryota, Fungi, Ascomycota, Dothideomycetes, Pleosporales, Pleosporaceae. Bases 1 to 216 code for a protein of 71 amino acids. The transcript is spliced from 4 exons. The record is from RefSeq and is a predicted model, not a curated record.
AUGAAGACUACCACCUUCCUCACGACAAUCGUCCUCCUCACCCCAACCGUCUUUGCUCGAUGCCUCUUCAUCGGCGCGGGCAACGGUCAAACUUGUUCCUCGUCUGGUCUUGUCUAUGCGUGCGAUAAUGGAAGCACGCCUGGUCCCCUCCCGCCUAGUGUAACUCGUUGCGUUCUCAUUCCAAACAGCACUGCGUAUUGCUGCAGCACCGCCUAA